AUGAAUCUCACAGAGACACAAUCAACCAAAGGGUUCAAUGACAAUGGUGAUGUCGUUGAUACAACCAAAAACACCUCACACGUGCCACUUUGGCAAUCGAUCAAGAAAUCCCCCAGAAUCGUGGGUUAUUGCCUCGCGCUAAGUUCGGCAAUUCUUCUCUACGGAUAUGACCUAGUCAUCGUGGCGACUGUGGCCGCAAUGCCUCAGUUCCAAGUUGUUUUCGGCCAGGAAUACCACGGAAAGUACAUCAUCCCAACAAUGUGGCUCUCCCUUUGGAACGUCUCCAGUUGCAUCGGCAUUAUGUUUGGCUCUGUCGUCGGUGGUUACUAUCAAGAUCGCCGUGGACGUCGGAUUACACUCGCUAUAGGAAGUUUUUUAUCCACCAUUGCGGUCGCGAUAUGCUACAUUUCCGAUCUGCCAGACGGAAUGGAGACUCGUCGAGGAGUGUUUUUUGCUGGUAAACUCUUUCAGGGGAUUUGUAUUGGCAUUCUUUUGUGUGUUACGCAGACAUACAUGUCUGAGGUCCUUCCUGUUGCGCUCCGAGGUCCGGUGAUUGCGUUCUAUCCGAUCUUCACACUUCUUGGACAACUCGUUGGAUCGAUCGUGGUUUACACUUCGCUAAAACAUACAGGCGCAGAAUCAUAUCGCAUUUGCUUUGCGUCACAAUGGCCUUUCUCCGCUAUCCCGUUCGUUCUAGCGGCAUUUUUGCCGGAGAGUCCAACCUGGCUUUUAAGGAAAGGACGAAUGGACCACGCUCUCAAGGAACAGAAAAGACUCGAUACAUCUCACAUCAACUCACAAGCUGUGAUCGACGAGUUGCAGGCAUCAAUUGCAGCAGAGGACGAGGAGAGUGCAACCCAUACAUAUGCUGAUUGUUUCAAAGGUGUCAACAUGCGACGAACUUUGAUUGUCGCAUUUGCCAACAUUAUACCUCAGAUGUUCGGACUGCAGCUGCUGGCAAAUUCCUCCUACUUUAUGCAGAUCGUGGGUAUGGGUUCAGCUAAUAGCUUGAUUUUUUUGAUCUUGGGCAUUGGACUGGGCCUGAUUGCGAAUGUUAUCAGCUUGUGGGCGCUGAAUGCUUUUGGAAGAAGAUUUCUCAUUCUACUUACUUUGAAUAUUGUGAUGGUAAUGUGGUUCGCGGUAGGGAUUGCAGGGAUCUUCACGGGAAUCGUGACCAUUUGGUACACCGCGGUUAGCAUGAUGAUUAUUGUGAUGAUCUCUGGUCUUGGGUCGUGGCCUGCGUCUCAUGUGGUUGCAGCCGAAGCGUCUUCACUGCAACUCCGAGCCAAGACCCAAGGUAUUGGGUGGUUUACCAGCGGUUUUGGGACUGCAGUCUUUGCCAUCAUCUUGCCGUAUAUCUACAAUGCAGACCAGGGAAAUCUGAGGGCGAAGACAGGGUUCGUGAUGGCAGGAUUUGCUGCAGUGGCAGUCAUUGUAGUGUGGCUAGGUAUCCCAGAGAUGAAAGGUCGAACGGCAAUGGAGAUCGAUCGCAUGUUCUCGUUGAAAUUGCGGACUCGGGAAUUCAAAGGCUGGCAUAGCGACGUGGCUGUCAUGAGUGAAACAGAAGACCUUCAUCCGACCGUGAAAGGAUGA
This is a messenger RNA of Penicillium coprophilum, 1593 nucleotides long. Its product is annotated as Major facilitator superfamily domain general substrate transporter. Gene Ontology annotation, cellular component: membrane. Bases 1 to 1593 code for a protein of 530 amino acids. Gene Ontology annotation, molecular function: carbohydrate:proton symporter activity. The record is from RefSeq and is a predicted model, not a curated record. Gene Ontology annotation, biological process: carbohydrate transport; transmembrane transport. The transcript is spliced from 3 exons. Lineage: Eukaryota; Fungi; Ascomycota; Eurotiomycetes; Eurotiales; Aspergillaceae.